AUGCUGCUUGGACUGCUGUCCCUUCUGCUGCUGAGAGUGAUAGCGGUGAGGAAUGAGGAGAAUAACGUGAAGGGGGGUGGAUAUGGCUCCAACCACCAGGAGGGACCGAAAAGAAUGUUCCACUCGGACAAGGGAGGUGCCGCAGUAGCAGCAGUAACAGCACCUGUAGCAGCUGGAGGAGGAGGCGAAGACAUGUGGAUGGACAAAAACUACAAAUACCUUGUGGAAACGUCGAGCAGGAACAACCGAGUAGUGUGUGUGCAAAAAGAAUUCAACGAUUUAAUAUACUACACACAUGAUAACGAGUGCGACCCAAACAAUACAUUUAGCUUCUCCUUCAACUCCACAUUCAAAUUUGAUAAUAAUUAUUAUGACCGCUACAAACAAAAUAAAAAAUCGUUUGUGGAAAGGAAGAUUAGUCCCCAUGAGGCAGUGGGGUCCUGCAUAAAUUGCCUCUUCCUGGACGAAAUGAAUUUCCUAAGUAUUUAUGGACACACCUUUAUAUAUGACCAGUCUGAAGAGACAGACUACAAAGGGUCCUAUGAGAGAAUGAUCGACAUGCAUUACGUUCCAGAGGGGAAAGGUGAUUCGUUGGAGGUGGGUGCCAACAGUGUGCAUGUCCGGGAGAGCUCUGCAAGUGGUUGGAGCUACCACGGGGGGGAUAACCACUCUCAUGGCUGUGAAGACUCCGACUGCCCACAGGACUCUCCCGUUGUGGACAGCCGAGAAAAUUCAAUACUAGAAAAUUUCCUGCGCGACAACAGGAUACACUACGCCUAUGAUGAAAUAGGAGACGAUGAGGAAAGUGAGGGGGAGAAAAGUGGACAGCCAAGUGGGGCCACUGAUGACCUGGUCAUGGGAAACGCUUCGCUGAAUAGCAAAAUGGUAGACAACUUUUUUAUGAAUUUGAAAACGGGGGAAAUUGAUCCGCAUGGAGAAGGGAGUGAUGAUCAUGAGGUGGGAACACAACUCAACGAGGUAGGCCAACUCUCCGAUCCGCACAAAACCCAACCGCCAAGAGAAAGCAACAUCCCCCCGCACAUCAAAGACAUGCCAAAUGUCACAUUCGAUAAGAAAAAGUGCAGACAGUUCACAGAAGACAUAAAUAAAAAAAAAAUAUGGAGCAAUGUUCUCUUGGUGAAUUCAUUUACCAACCUGAACAUCCUGUCACACAUUGAUAAAUAUAAAGGCAGGUAUGAUCAGUUAAAGUAUUUCCCAUUCCAAGAGGAUUACAAAAAAAAAAAGUUGAACAAUCUGAUACGAAUGACACUCGAUUUGAAUGAUCAGAAUUAUUUUAUUAACAAUAACAUAUUUAUUUUGAUUGCAAAUGAUGAAAUUAAAUUUUUGGACCAGGUCAUUUUUUGUGGAAGCAUCUCCCAGGAUGAGCAGUGGUCUCUUCCGUACGUUACAGAUAAGAGUGUGCGUGUAGAAUAUGAAAGGAUAAAGCGAAGAUACAACUUGUCUGACCAUAGAAAAUAUAAUCGUGUUUUUCUGAUCAAGGUCAUGUACCAUGAGGAACAAAUAAGUCUCAUUCUAAUGGACUACAUUGUAGGGUUUGGAGACCCCAUGAAAUUGUCCAUUCCUUUUUUUUACUUGGCAUCCCAUGAGUACUUUUCUCAGUACACUCAUUUUUUUAUGAAGGAUAAUUUGAUUGGCUGGAUCAGCAAGGGGAAAAUGUUAUACGUCACGGCGAUGCGGAAGAUUUUUUCCUACCUGCGCGAAAGCGCGAGCUACGCGAACAGGCCCUACGAUGUCGUGACGAUGGAAAACAAAAUCAUCUCAAAUGUGUACCUGCUAUACCUAAGCCACGACAUUUUCAAGUACGUCCUCUUCGCUAGAUACAACCCUCUAAAGGACUUCUCCCUCCACAAAAGCAUCCCAUUCGAGGCAGCACUCCUCAGCCACAUCAGCACAUUCACACAGGAGGAGUUAUCCAAUCACGAAAUGUAUUUCACGAAAAUAACAAAAAAGGAAAUUCAACAUUUAAACGACCCCAAGAAAAGAACUCGCAUGGAUGUGUUCGAUGUCUUUGUCAUCCCAUCAGCUAAUUAUGUAAAGUUCCAGCAGGUCCUAUCUAGGCUCUUCAAGGCUCUGUUUGACUGUGGGGGAAAACAUAUUUCCAUGUUACUCAAGAUCGCCACUCUGAGGUCGCACUACGAUAUGUUAUACAAUUUCAAUUGUUAUAACUACCAGCUGCAUAGUUUUUUGGUCAACCUACUAGACCUGCACCAGCACUACUACGAGCACACCGAGCUGGAUUCCUUGUUCAGGGAGAGCCAGCGGAUUCUGCUUCGUCUGGUGAAGCUGACGCUGGACGAAAUGAACAACCUCAUCCCGUUCAACGAGGACAAGCAGUUGGUCAAGUACCUCAUCAUAAUUCUUUACUUUGGGAACGAUAUGUUUUGCCUGGAGAAGGAGAACUCCAUAUACAUUCAGCUGAUUUACGAGUUGCGCCACCUGAACAUACACCACGCGAUCCUGGUGGCGUACCUAUCCGGAGACAAGUCUGGAACGCUCUGCUCAGAGGAGAGGGCCAUUCAAGUGGACCCCAACAAAAAAGGUGAAGAAGAGACCCAAAGAUGGAGUGCCCCCUACCUCACCUACGAGGAUCAGAACACAUAUUUCAAGUCUCUUCCUACAAUCAGAAAUGAUGUGGUGGACCCCAUAGCUGCCUUCCUAAACCGCUUCCAUAAUAAACACUUUGGGGACUUCCACGUCACCAUAAAAUCGGAGAAGCUUUUCUCCCUUAGCAUCUUCAUCGUGUCCUACAUGGCAUCAGUUAUAUUCAUCAUUGGAGAACUGAACAGGAAACACAAGGUCAUUUAUGUGUAUAGAAUAUUUAAAAAUGUGUACCUGAGGAAUCACCCCCACAAUAUUACCAAAUAUUAUACCUUCUGGAACACCAAGCUGUACGCAUUUGCGCAGUACGAGCCAGAGUGCGUCUUGCUCUUCGACAGGUACAGCCUCUAUGGCAAGUACGCGCGGGAUGAGAAGUACGCCGUGGAGGGGAAGUACGCGGGGGAUGGGCAGUACGCCUACGCCGCGGGUGGGAAGCACACGUUGGGGGGCCAGCCCGACGCGCUCAAAAACAACGCGGACCUCAUGAACCACUUCGCCGCACAGCAAAACAGCUGUCUGUGCUAUGAAAGCAUGAUCAAUAAGUCCAAGGGAGAGUUCGUGGUGAGCGAGUACCUGCAGCUACGCCACCGAUUUAUGAAAAAAAUAAAAAAAAAAAAAAAAAACUUGUAUGAAAAAAUGAAAAACUACAAUUUUUUUAAUGACCCCCUGGAAAUAUCCUACAAGACGAGACAAUUUCAAAAUGAAAAGUUAGUAGACAUUUGCAAAGACAUGACAUUUGAGAAAAACCACCUCUGCAUGUUUCACAAGUCUAGGAUCAUCCUAACUUAUUUAUAUCUGCUGACCACUUCACCAGAGUACACAUUUUACGUAAUAAGCCCCCUAGUCUUUAUAAAGCCAAAAAAGUAUUGUAACCAAUACGAUAUCCCACUGGUGUUGAAUAAUAUAUUAAAGAACAGGAGCUUCUUCAAAAAAAGCUCAAAAAUUUGCAUUAACUAUGCUUUUGCUCAUUUCAUAUCUGCGGGAGACAGAACGAAUAACUUUAUUGUCACUGCGAAGAUCAGUGGGACCAUGGUGAAUGUGAGCAAGAACAACUUGUUAAUACUUAUCCCGCUCAGAAAGAGGGUAGACAUUUUAGAUCACUCCACAAAUAAAGAGUAUGACAUUAAGGAGGAAAUUUUAAAUGAGUAUUUCAUUCUUGGGAACCCCUAUAUCCCCAUUAGUGUCAUUUCGUACAGCUACGAGGAGUACAACGAGGUGAAGAAGAAUGAGCAUAGCACCAUAGCGGGGGCGUUCAUAAAAAGGCAUGACCAGAACUUUAUGAUUUACCGUAAAAUGACCAACGGGUACGCCGAGCAGGAUGCGAGCGGCCAUGACGCCUAUCACACCCAUCACGGCAAGCAGCAUCAUGAGAGCGGCGCCCCUGACCAACGCGAUGAACAAAAGUCACCCCCCUGCGCAGAGAACCACGCGUUCGAAAUGAACGGCAAAUUGCUCUGCUUCUGCGACGUGCUCAGGAGUAAGCACAAUGAGCAAACCAACAAUUGCAUCUACCCCUUUUGUGAACAAAACAAAAGAUUCUGCUACUUCAACGAAAGGUGUGUUGACGGUAGGUGCGUCUGUAUCGAGGGCUAUUCAAGAAAUCCCAUGAGCUCGCUUUGUGAAAAAAACAACGAGUGUAUCCUAUCUGGUGAAUCAAGCUGCAAGGAACCAGGAAAAUGUGUUUUUGCUCAAAAUAGGUACGUGUGCCUAUGCCCUUAUCCCUAUGUGCGUGUUUUAAACAACUGCCUGCACCCACUAAAGGGCAUUAAGAUCGGCUUGCGCAUCUUCAACAAUUUUCAACCUGACUUUUCCAAUGAUGAGGAUGAUGCAUCGAAGAAGGAAAAAUUCUACACCAACGUGUUUGGCUCCAUGUCUGAGUAUUUUAAGGAGGUCAUCAAAAGUGUGAUCGAUCCCGCGCUCACGACGCGCAUACACGUGAAGCCCAUACAGAAGAUGAAGAACGGAAUCAAAGCGACGAUCAUAAUUAACCAGAGAAGCAAUGCGGAGGAACCGACGCCCAUCCAAGUCUUUAACAUUUUCCUGAACCAGUUGGGAGAUUCUACAUCUGAGCUGAACAACGGGUUCUACGCCUACUUCGCUAGAUUCACGUACAUAGAAUACGUAAAAUCAUUCUCCAAGGACGAUGGGUCCUCCCCAUUUUACGAUAAUCUCCUCAAAUACGUCCCAACCUUUUUCAUAAACAUGUUCGAGGUAGAUGCGUUUAAUGACAUAUCCAUCAUCGCGUGCAUCAAUUUUUUUGUUUUAGUGAUUGUUACCUUUGCGGUGCUCUUUUACUUUUUCUACUUGUUUGUUAAAAUAAAGUUUUUCCAAGAUGUGUACCCCAAGGGGUUUUAG
Molecule: messenger RNA, 4974 nt
Organism: Plasmodium fragile
Lineage: Eukaryota; Apicomplexa; Aconoidasida; Haemosporida; Plasmodiidae
Exons: 7
Coding region: 1-4974 (1657 amino acids)
Source: RefSeq, a predicted model, not a curated record